AUGACGACGACUUCUCGUUUUUUCGCUCAGAGUGGAAGUGAAAGUGAAGAUGAGAGUGACUUUGAAAAAGAAGAGGUUGAGGGUAACAACACUCGUUACCUUGCAGACUUACCUGACGGUGAGAUUUGUUGUGGUAUGGAUACUAAACGUGUGGUUAAGCCAAAAAAAGAUAAACGUUUUGAGGAGAUGGCCAACACUAUAGAGAAUAUGAAGCAUGCCAUGAACAUCAAUGAUUGUGUUUACUUGCAAGAAACGUUUGAGAAACUCAACAAACAGAUUAGUAAGUCCGUAAAGACUCCGACUUUGUAUAUCAAGACCCUUGUGAUGUUGGAAGAUUUCUUGAAUGAAGAUAAUAUGAAAACAAAGGAGAAGAUGAGUACUAGUAACUCCAAGGCUUUGAACGCAAUGAGACAGAAACUGAAGAAGAACAAUCUGCAGUACCAAGAAGAUAUCAAAAGAUUUAGGGAGUCUCCAGAAAUCGAAGACGAUGAUGAGUAUGAAGAGGAGGUGGUGGAGGAUUCUGCUGAUAAUGUUUCUUGGGAGAUGUUGUUUAGUUUAGAUCAUGAAGAGAUAACUUGGAACAUGGUCAACAAGAAGUUCAAAGAAAUUAGGGCUGCUCGUUGGAGCAAAAGAAGAAGUUCUAGCCUUAAACUCAAACCCGGCGAGACUCAUGCGCAGAAGCAUAUGGACUUGACAAAGAUCGCCAAGACUCCUGCACAGAAGGUUGAAAUCUUGUUUAGUGUUAUUUCAGCAGAGUUUAAUGUGAAUUCUGGUGGUCUCAGCGGAUACAUGCCUAUCGAUGUCUGGAAGAAAUGUGUGGUUAACAUGCUUACCAUACUUGACAUUCUUGUCAAGUACUAUAACAUUGUUGUGGAUGAUACCGUUGAACCUGAUGAGAAGGAAACUUCAAAGCCAGCGGCAUACGAUGGAACCAUUCGGGUCUCGGGAAAUUUGGUUGCAUUCUUAGAGAAGAUUGAGACAGAGUUUUUCAAGAGUUUGCAGUGCAUUGAUCCUCACACCAAUGAUUAUGUUGAGAGGUUGAAAGAUGAGCCUAUGUUCUUGGCUCUUGCUCAGAGUAUCCAAGACUACUUGGAGCGGACAGGCGAUUCUAAAGCUGCUUCAAAGGUAGCCUUUAUACUAGUCGAGUCAAUCUAUUACAAGCCUCAAGAAGUUUUUGAUGCUAUGAGUAAAUUGGCUGAUGAGGAAAUUGAGGAGGCUAACGAGGAAAGUGGAUCUUCUUCUUCUUCAUUCAUUGUUGUUGCGGAGAUUGUUCCUCGUAAGCCUACCUUCGCAAAGAGCAGCAGAGCUAUGAUGGAUACACUUGUAUCCUUUAUCUACAAAAAUGGAGAUGAGAGGACCAAAGCCAGAGCAAUGCUAUGUGAUAUCUAUCAACAUGCUUUAAUGGACAAUUUUGUUACUGCUAGAGACUUGUUGCUGAUGAGUCAUCUACAAGAAAACAUUCAACACAUGGACAUCUCUACACAGAUUCUCUUUAACAGGACAAUGGCACAACUUGGUCUUUGCGCUUUUCGGGUUGGAAUGAUAACUGAGUCACAUAGCUGUCUCUCUGAGCUGUACUCUGGGAAUAGAGUUAGGGAGUUGCUUGGUCAAGGUGUCUCGCAAAGUCGAGACCACGAGAAGACAACAGAGCAGAUGCUUAUGGAGAGGAGAACACAAAUACCGUACCAUAUGAACAUAAACCUCGAGCUCUUGGAGGCUGUUUAUCUUACUUGUGCCAUGCUACUUGAAGUCCCAAACAUGGCAGCAAACUCGCAUGAUUCCAAACACAAACCGAUUAGCAAGAAUAUUCAGCGCCUGCUCGAGAAAAGUGAGAAGCAAGCGUUCACUGCACCCCCUGAAAAUGUACGUGUCCAUGUCAUUGCAGCCACCAGAGCCCUGAUCAAAGGAAACUUCCAAGAAGCGUUUUCAGUUUUGAACUCUCUUGAUAUCUGGAGACUGUUCAAGAACCGCGACAGCAUACUCGAUAUGGUGAAAGCUAGUAUCAGUGAAGUGGCUCUAAGGACUUAUUUAUUCACAUACUCGAGCUCCUGUUACAAGUCCUUAAGUCUAGCUGAGCUAGCCAAAAUGUUUGACAUCUCUGAGUCACACGUCUAUAGUAUUGUGAGCAAGAUGAUGAUCAACAAGGAGCUUAAUGCAACAUGGGACCAGCCAACUCAAUGCAUCGUCUUCCAUGAAGUGCAACAUAACAGAGCACAAUCCUUGGCUUUUCAGAUUACCGAAAAACUCGCGACUCUAGCAGAAAGCAACGAAAGUGCAAUGGAGUCUAAAACUGGUGGUGUUGGCCUUGAUAUGACUUCAAGGAGAAGGGAAAACAGUCAGGACUAUGCAGCAGCAGCAUCAGACAACAGAGGUCUGAAAAUGGAUGGCUCAAGUCUUACCCGAGGCGUUUCUGCGUAA
Arabidopsis thaliana (thale cress) is the source of this 2418-nucleotide messenger RNA. RefSeq names its product eukaryotic translation initiation factor 3 subunit C2 (gene TIF3C2). NCBI's taxonomy places the organism in Eukaryota, Viridiplantae, Streptophyta, Magnoliopsida, Brassicales, Brassicaceae. Gene Ontology annotation, biological process: cytoplasmic translational initiation; translational initiation; formation of cytoplasmic translation initiation complex. Gene Ontology annotation, cellular component: cytoplasm; eukaryotic translation initiation factor 3 complex; eukaryotic 43S preinitiation complex. Bases 1 to 2418 code for a protein of 805 amino acids. The record is from RefSeq and is marked reviewed. Gene Ontology annotation, molecular function: RNA binding; translation initiation factor binding; translation initiation factor activity. The transcript has 3 exons.